Molecule: messenger RNA, 4694 nt
Organism: Ficedula albicollis (Collared flycatcher)
Lineage: Eukaryota; Metazoa; Chordata; Aves; Passeriformes; Muscicapidae
Gene: TP53INP1
Product: tumor protein p53 inducible nuclear protein 1
Exons: 4
Coding region: 747-1460 (237 amino acids)
Biological process (GO): positive regulation of DNA-templated transcription; autophagosome assembly
Cellular component (GO): autophagosome; nucleus
Source: RefSeq, a predicted model, not a curated record
UGGUUGCUGUGAGAAUGAUCCCACUGGUGACUCUGUGAUGUACUUUGAACCUGGAGACAGGAUGUGCCUUGCUACUGUGUUAACUUGUAGUCAGCAGCCCUGAGAUGUGUGUGAUGGAACAGAGAAGAAACACUGCUUUGGGCUUCCCUGGGAGCUCUCACAGGGGCUCCUCUGUGUCAACAGAGGAGAUGAGUUGUCUGGAGCAAAAAAUGUACCCUUGCCCUUGGUGUCUCUCUGACAUGGAGGAAGACAGGGAGGGAGCUGGGGGAGUGUAGACACUAGAGUCCUGUACAAGAAUCUUCUACUUCCUUAGGAGAAAGUGGGACUGACAGCUGAACAGUUUUCUUGGGGAGGAGGUCAGGGACAAAGGCAAGCUCCCAGGAGAGCCUUAGGAUUGGGUUUUCUGUAUGUAUCUAGCUGGGAAGGGAGGGCAAAUGUCAGUGAAGCUGCCUCUCCUCUUCAGGGAGAAAUGUUCACUGGUACCUUAGACUGCACUAACAAGGGACUUUUAAUUUGUUUCCCUAGGGAUGUUACCUGUGGUUUUGUCAUUAAGAUCCUUGUCAUCAUUUUUUACAGGUUUCACGUAAACUGUUUACAAGUCAUGCUUUUGCAUGUCCUGUACCUAAGCUGAUAAAGCAUCUAUGCACUUUAAUCUCAAGUCUGUGCCACUCUGCUAGUAGUGUGAGCUGUGCCUUGAACCUUGGAUAUAAAGACUUACCAGCCAAAGUCUUGUUCCUGCCUUAGUAAUGUUCCAGAGGUUAAAUAACAUGCUCAUGGGAGAGAUUGAUAGCUUGUCCAGCCAAAAGCCAGAGUUCAGUGAGAAAGAAGAUGACGAAUGGAUUCUGGUUGACUUUAUAGCAGACACUUGCACUAAUUGCUCCGUGGAGGAAGCAGACAUCGUUGAAGCAUCGGCCACGGACAGCUCGCCUGUCUUCUCCUGCUUAUCCUCUCCCCUGGAACACUUGCCGGAGGCCAGCGAGUCUUGCUUCAUCCAGUUUGAGUCAUGUCCCAUGGAGGAGAGCUGGUUUAUUACCCCUCCCCCAUGUUUUACUGCAGGUGGAUUAACCACUAUCAAAGUGGAGACCAGUCCGAUGGAGAACCUCUUAAUAGAGCAUCCCAGCAUGUCUGUGUAUGCUGUCCACAACACCUGCCACAGCCUUAAUGAGACUGGAUGUGGGGAUGAGGAGUUUCACAGCCCAGGUAGUCCCAGACUGGAGGCCCGAAAUGAAACAGGACAGCGUGUUCACUGCUAUGUCACGGCUCUUGCUACUAGUUCAACUUUUCUGGAAAAAAACAAGAGCUUUCGUCCUACCCACUGGAUAAAAGAACAUAAUGAAAGACACUAUCUCAACAGAAACAGUCUCCGUCGCCAGAACCUCAGCCGGGAUUGCCACUCUCGGCAAAUCAAGCACAACGGACUGUUUGUUCACCAGCCUUGCCAGCGUCAGUUCAAUUACUGAUGCUCCUCGUGGUUUUAGUCUAUGGUCUAAUUGUUUCUUAGGUUGCUCUAGUUUUCAUGUGUAGGUGAGUGUGGUCAAUCUGAAGCUGAUCGUCAAUCCCUCGAAUACAAUCGUAACUAGUGUUGCAUUAUUUUCAAAAGACACAUAAAUCUCCAAACAUCUUGCAUCAAGUUCUAAAUGUUGAUGUUAAAUAUCAAUGUCUUGGAAGCCUAUCAGUACGAUAGUUUGUGUGCUGUUUUAUAAACUAUGAUGUAUAGAUGGGUUCUUAGUUGGUAUUUUAAAGACUCUUAACUGAGAUGGAAAUCAGUUACAUUUUACAUUAAUCAAAAUGGAUUUAGAAAAUUUGAGGUUAGCCAUGUGCUUUAAUGACCAGUACUUGACAGCUUGUGUAUCUGUCUGUAUUCAGCAUAUAUGAUUAUUUUCUAACAAGGAAAUCCUAUAGCUGCCAGUGGAUAUUACAUAGCUGCGUUGAGCUGUUUCAAGAAGGACAUCUCAUCUAAAUUCCUAGAACUUGUGUUAGUGGGGUCUGUGUAGAUGAGCUGGGUACUUAGUAUGGAUAUUGAAUGAGUUAAAUGUCCCACCAAUAUUGUUGCAGUACAAUAUAGCACUGGUGUUACAAAUGUAGUACCUUACAGUGGAGUGGGAAGAAAAGAACCUUUGCCUAAUGUGCAGAUGCACAACACAGAGAACUGAACUGGGUUUUACUAGGUAAAGUUUGAGUUUCUCUAACUAUUUCUGUCUUUGAAGCAUGUAUUUCCCCUACCCUAUCUCAUUUAAUCAUUAGUCUAGUUAAAGGAAAAAGAUGGUGGAUUGACUGCUCUUUUAAUCCUAUCAGUAGCUGACUGCUUUUCAAAGAAGUCAGGCUGAUGGACAGCUAUUUGAGCUACAAAUUGCUUUUAGAUUGUCUCAUAUUUACAGAUUGAAAGUAGCUCAGAAGUAUCUAGAAGGAAGCUUUUAUUUGAAGUUCUCCUAAUUUUCUCUCUUUCUCUAUGAAAAAGAAGUCCAGGUUAAUGGGGACUGGAAAGGAAGGGCAGUGUGAGGCAGGGAGAAGUGGAUGCUGAGCUAAACACAGCAAUAACAGUGUAUAAAAAUUGGUUGAUCAGCCAUGGUUGUUCUCCUAGCCCACUGGAGGCAGGAGGACUGGGUAGCAAUUCUAUGGACCAACAGGAAAGAAAAGCCAUUCAAAACUAUCAAGUAGUUUUCUUAAGAACACUGUGCAAGAUGUUCUGGAAGUUGGCAGGCACUGCCAACUACAAUUACAGGUAAAGUUCACCUGUUAACAAAAGCUGUGUUACACAGCAGCCAGUGGUAUGCUGAACCCUGAUAGAUCAAUGGGGGAAGCAGAUUAAAUGUAUAUGGAAGUAAGGAAGCAGAAAUCUGCACUGAAAGAAGGGAGGGGAGUAAAAGUAAGUUUAUCUUCCUUUUUGCCAGUGUUUAAUGUGACUUGCUGUUUUCCCUUGUGUUUAGUGCCUAGGGCAAUACAGUGUUGACAUUACACUCAGCUGUGUCUUCCAGUAGUCCUUACACAGAAGAUGGUAUAAGGAGUCAUGUGAGGAGUCUUUGAAAUAAGGCAAGAUCAAUAAUGUGAAUUGUUCCAGACCUAUGAAGUAUUUUAAACUCAGCCAGAUGCUUCAAUUUCACUGAAGCAAAACCCCAACAAUUCAGAUUGAUCUUGAUGUAGUGGUACUGUUGAAUGUUCUGCAGCUGGAAUUGUUGUGGAACUUACUUAGCAUACAGGGAACAGCAUUUAUAACUUGUUUCACUGCAGAUGUGCUGCUUCACUGCAAUUAACGUCACCAAGGGAUGUUGAAAAUAGUUAAAUGUACAAAAGCAAGAGGUGCUUUCCUGGAUGCACUAGUUGUUUUUUUGGUUUUUUGGUUUUUUUUUUUAGGGGGGUGGUUGACAAAUUGAAUUCACAUUGUCACUGAAGGAAAACAAAAUUGGUCACUUCAUGAGUUUCCAAAAGAGAUAUUUUAUUACUGCUGUUUUAGCAGUAUGUGCCCAUGUCCAUGCAACAAUUCUCAUGUGGUCCAAAUACUUUGGUUUAUCUGCAAAUAGCUGUAGUUUCACCAGUCUCUUAUCUGUUCACAAGUACUCUUACUUGCCUCAGAUUAUCUACCUUUAUCACUCCAACUUUUUGUCUAGCUUAAACUUCCUUAUCCUUGCUGCCAACUUUCUAGCUCAGGAAAAUUCUUUGCUUUCCUGUAUUACUUUUCUUUAUAUAAAAGUAACUAUUUUCCUUCAGCUUUAAUUUUCUUAAAGUGCAAUGAAGGAAGAUGGAGUCUCCACCUCCCUGUGUUGGAAGGAGUAAGUAAUCCCUUAACUCCUAAUGGGGAGAUGGAGCUGAGAGCAUAAGGCUCCCAGGCAUUGAAAUGAGAGCCUUCGUCUGUUCUUCUCAGUAGGCAAGUAAAUGCAACUUUAGACUGCUCCUAGAAUUGGGAGAUACUGAUCUUUUUAUACUACAUUACUAGAUGACUUUCUGGUGAUGAAAACCUAUAUCUUUCAGGAUAUAAACUAUUUUGUUGCACAAAGCUGUGCUUCUCAAUUUGUAAUAUUGGAAACCAUAUUAUUGUGUGAGAUAGUACUGCAUCAAUGGCUUUUUGUUAAUUUGUUUUACAUAUUUAUGUUGGUCUAGCCCUGUUUUGUGCCUGGAGCUAUUGGGCAAUUAGAUUUGUUUUGGUUUUCUGUUUUAAUAGUGAGCUGUGUGGCUUUUUAUAUGGUUUUUUGAAUUGUAUUAAAGUGUGUGUUUUUUCUUGUAAAAGUGGAGGCCUUGCACUGUCUCAUACUGAUUGAUAUUCAUGAAUCUUGCAGAAAUUGUAUUUUCAUAUGUAUUGGUCAAUGGACAGAUUUGCAUUUUAAACUGUGCCUUCUACACAGCAAACUUGAAGAUUCAAAAGGGACAUUUCAGUUGGGAUUAAUACUGUACAUCAGUCUAUGCAUAUAUGGCAGCUUUUCUCCAGAGCCACUUCUCUAUUUGUAGCAGUCCUUUUGAUAUGGAAGAAUCUGUGGCUCUUAUUUUUAAUAGCUUAACACAAGCUGAAAACAGACAAAAUACAGCACUUUGCCAAAAAAAGUAGCAUUGCUUAACCAGUGUGUAUUUACUAAAGUGAUCUUCUGUAUUUUGUUUUCAUAGUGCAUUCUGCACACUGUGGGGAAGCAUGAUCUUAACUCUCAAUAAAAAAUGGCCUAUUAAAAAUUGUCAGUCUGUUCUUUAAUGUUACAGGUUAGUGAAAG